This is a messenger RNA of Cucurbita maxima (winter squash), 1774 nucleotides long. RefSeq names its product cationic amino acid transporter 1-like. Gene Ontology annotation, biological process: amino acid transport; transmembrane transport. Gene Ontology annotation, cellular component: plasma membrane. Bases 1 to 1755 code for a protein of 584 amino acids. Gene Ontology annotation, molecular function: L-lysine transmembrane transporter activity; L-glutamate transmembrane transporter activity. The transcript has 2 exons. The record is from RefSeq and is a predicted model, not a curated record. Lineage: Eukaryota; Viridiplantae; Streptophyta; Magnoliopsida; Cucurbitales; Cucurbitaceae.
AUGAGUCAACCAAACGGUGACGCCGGUGGUGGAGAAGGGAUCAAAAGAAGAUCUUGUGGUUGUUCGAAGCAAAAUUUUCUACCCGAGGAGUCGUUUAAGAGUUGGGGAAAUUACACUAAAGCGUUGAAGGCGACGCCGACCCGGCUCUUGGAUCGGCUCACGGCCAGGUCCGGGGAGCACAUUGAGCUCAUCGAGAUGAAGGCUCGCAGCCAACACGAGAUGAAGAAGAGCCUCACAUGGUGGGACCUUAUGUGGUUCGGUAUCGGCGCUGUCAUCGGCGCCGGAAUAUUCGUCCUCACCGGUCUUGAGACUAAGAAACACGCCGGCCCAGCUGUCGUCUUGUCUUAUGUCAUCUCCGGUGUCUCCGCCAUGCUUUCCGUUUUCUGUUACACUGAAUUUGCCGUGGAGAUCCCAACAGCUGGUGGAUCAUUCGCCUACCUAAGAGUAGAACUAGGAGACUUCGUGGCAUUCAUAGCAGCGGGCAACAUCCUCCUCGAAUAUAUAAUUGGCAACGCUGCUGUGGCCCGUUCAUGGACUUCAUACUUUGCCACUUUGUGCAAUCACCAUCCGAACGAUUUUCGCAUCCACGUUUCGUCUUUCCCCGACUCCUACAACCAGCUCGACCCCAUCGCCAUCAUUGUGAUCAUCUUCAUUUGCACCUUGGCUGUAGCCAGCACCAAAGGCUCCUCCCGCUUCAACUACAUUGCUUCCAUUUUCCACGUUGCCAUCAUCCUCUUCAUUGUCAUUGCCGGCCUCACCAAGGCCAACCCGAAAAACUUCACUCCCUUUGCCCCCUAUGGCCCUCGUGGCAUAUUCGUAACCUCUGCCGUUUUGUUCUUUGCAUUCGUUGGAUUCGAUGCCGUUUCGACAAUGGCUGAGGAAACUAAGAACCCUGCUAAAGAUAUACCUAUUGGUCUUGUUGGAUCAAUGGUGAUCACCACAUUAGCCUAUUGCAUUCUUGCAGUUACCUUGUGCUUGAUGCAACCAUACCAACAAAUUGACGAGGAUGCGCCGUUUUCAGUGGCUUUUGAGGCUGUUGGAUGGGGUUGGGCUAAGUACAUUGUGGCUGCUGGUGCUAUUAAAGGCAUUACCACCGUGUUGUUGGUUAAUGCUGUUGGACAGGCACGCUAUCUCACCCACAUUGCUAGAACCCACAUGAUCUCACCAUGGUUCGCCAAAGUGCAUGAAAGGACUGGCACUCCAGUGAAUGCAACAGCCACAAUGCUCGCUGCAACAGCAAUAAUCGCCUUCUUUACAAGCUUGGGAAUCCUCUCGAACCUCCUCUCUAUCUCCACCCUCUUCAUCUUCAUGCUGGUAGCCAUCGGCCUGAUCGUCCGACGCUACUACGUAGGCGGUGAAACGACACCAUCCGACCGAAACAAGCUCAUAAUUUGUCUGGUUCUAAUCGUGGGAUCUUCAAUAGCAACUGCCGUGUACUGGGGCUCAAGCGACGGCUGGAUCGGCUUGGUGCUGUCCAAUUCCGUAUGGUUUCUCUCAACUCUGGCCCUAUGGCUCGGUGUCCCACAGGCCAAAAAGCCUCGCGUGUGGGGCGUGCCGCUCGUCCCAUGGCUGCCUUCACUGUCGAUCGCUAUCAACCUUUUCCUUCUUGGCUCCAUCGACAAAGCCUCAUUUGAAAGGUUUGGAAUCUGGACUGGGAUUCUGUUGAUUUACUAUAUCUUGAUUGGAUUACAUGCUUCUUAUGACUCGGUCAUGGAGUCCAAGACUACAGCAAGAGAAGUUAAUAGCAGUUUGUGAAUGGAUCUUUCGAAUUUAU